AUGAGUUGCUUUUCAUGUUUCUCAUCCCAUGAGAAGAAAGCAGCUAAGAGAAGAAAUAACGACCGGCCGAAAGCCAGACAGUUGCCUACAGCACCACCUCCUCAGAAAGAACCCUCCGCGGCGCCACAACUGCGGCCCGAGAAUCCAAAACCAAAGCCCCAACCAGAAGCUACCAACAACAAUUGGGAAUUGCAAAAAGAGGCAGGCAACAACAACAACAACAACAACAUUGCUGCUCAAACAUUUACUUUCAGAGAACUGGCCACCGCGACGAGGAAUUUCCGGCAUGAAUGUUUAAUUGGUGAAGGUGGAUUUGGGAGGGUUUACAAGGGGAGACUUGAAAAGACUGGCCAGAUUGUGGCUGUGAAGCAACUAGACAGGAAUGGAUUGCAAGGGAACAGAGAAUUUCUGGUAGAGGUGCUGAUGUUAAGUCUCUUGCACCAUCAGAAUCUAGUAAACCUUAUUGGAUAUUGUGCCGAUGGUGAUCAAAGAUUACUUGUAUAUGAAUUCAUGUCAUUGGGUUCUCUAGAAGACCAUCUACUUGAUGUUACACCAGAGCAGAAGUCACUGAACUGGUAUGCAAGAAUGAAAGUCGCAUUAGGCACCGCGAAAGGACUUGAAUACUUGCACGAUAAGGCCAGUCCUCCGGUCAUCUAUCGUGACUUGAAAUCGUCCAACAUCUUGUUAGAUGAAGAGUUCAAUGCCAAACUGUCUGAUUUUGGACUAGCCAAGCUUGGACCUGUUGGGGACAGAACACAUGUUUCUUCAAGAGUUAUGGGCACAUAUGGGUAUUGUGCCCCAGAGUAUCAAAGAACUGGCCAACUCACUGUUAAAUCAGAUGUUUAUAGUUUCGGAGUUGUUUUGUUGGAGUUAAUCACUGGACGAAGAGCCAUCGACACUACCAGACGAACCCAUGAGCAGAAUCUUGUUUCUUGGGCAGAACCAGUAUUUAAGGAUCCAAGCAGAUAUCCUGAACUGGCUGAUCCACUACUACAAGGUGAUUUCCCAAUUAGAGGCUUGAAUCAGGCAGUGGCAGUUGCAGCAAUGUGUCUCCACGAGGAAGCAUCGGUUAGACCAUUGAUCAGCGAUGUGGUUACCGCGCUCAGUUUUCUUGGAUCAGGUCCAGAAGCAACUGCUGCAAUUCUUCCUUGUGGAAUAACUGAGCAAAACAUCAAUGCAGCAGCAAACUCGGCUGCUCCAGAAGAAGACAGCGCAAAGGAACGACAAAGAGCUGUCGCGGAAGCCAUGGAAUGGGGUUCUCAUUCCAGGAUGGCGUCGCAGUGUGGGAGAGACAUUCUUUCUAUUAUCUUAAUUCAUUAUUUCUCAGUUGUGUCCAAGCAUUGUGUGAAGAAUUGUGAGUGGAAUGAGAGAUCUUUUGCGCGAUCUCGUGAUUCUAUUUACGUCACAAUCUUUGAUGUUUUCAAUUGCUUAUUUAGUUUUCCUUUUCUAUUUGAUUUCGUUGAUUUUAGAUUGCUUUGCUUCAAUUAUGACAUGCGUGUAUGGAUACUCCCCUUUCGAAUUGAUUUUCGAGGCUGGAAUAUAGUGAAACCCAAAGAUUAA
Messenger RNA from Tripterygium wilfordii, 1560 nucleotides. RefSeq names its product probable serine/threonine-protein kinase PBL26. Gene Ontology annotation, biological process: protein phosphorylation. Gene Ontology annotation, molecular function: protein kinase activity; ATP binding. Bases 1 to 1560 code for a protein of 519 amino acids. The transcript is spliced from 6 exons. The record is from RefSeq and is a predicted model, not a curated record. NCBI's taxonomy places the organism in Eukaryota, Viridiplantae, Streptophyta, Magnoliopsida, Celastrales, Celastraceae.